This is a messenger RNA of Lichtheimia ornata, 1641 nucleotides long. RefSeq lists its product as uncharacterized. The transcript has 3 exons. Gene Ontology annotation, molecular function: ATP binding; protein serine/threonine kinase activity. Lineage: Eukaryota; Fungi; Mucoromycota; Mucoromycetes; Mucorales; Lichtheimiaceae. The record is from RefSeq and is a predicted model, not a curated record. Gene Ontology annotation, biological process: protein phosphorylation; intracellular signal transduction. Bases 1 to 1641 code for a protein of 546 amino acids.
AUGCACGCUUUGCUUCAUCACGGCUUGGUUACACCAGAGCGAUCGGUGCCUUCUAGUCCUAGUUUGUCGCCUGCUGUUGUUACCCCCACCAAUGCCACCACCCAUCAUGUACAUUGCAACGACGAUACAUCGGCUGUUGAUAUGACAGAGUUGACUCGUUUAUUGCAAAAGGCAGCUUCUUCUCGAUCCACACGUGCUUUUCAUAUCUCCAAACCACACACACCAGCACCUUCGACAUCAUCUUCAUCUUUAUCUUCAGUAUGUACAACAUGUUCUUUACCGCAUCAGCAACAACAACAGCAACAACAAAAACAACAUCGACCACCUUUUGCUCAUCGAAACGCAUGUUCGAAUGUGCCAUCGCAAUUCAUUUUCAAGAAGCCUGAAUACAAUCAACAAUAUCAACGUACCCAUUUUCAUCGACCCAUGUGUAAUGGUGAUGAUGCAACUUCACCAUUGAUAUCAAGCAAGGAUGGAUCAUUUCUUGGAUGGUCCGAUCUACGCCGUUUCUUUGUAUCCGAUGUUACUGUAACAGGCAAUGGUUCAUUAUCCUGCAGCAGCAGUAGUAGUAGCAGCAGCAGCGGCAGCAACGAAAGCGACACGUUUGCCAAUCAAUUCCACCAUGACAUUGAAGGACGCUAUGGCAAAUGGGGUCGCUAUAUUGGUAAGGGCGCUGGUGGCUCUGUACGACUCAUUCACCGAUCCAACGACAGCAAACCUGUUGCCGUCAAGCAGUUCCGAAAGCGUCUACCCCAUGAGACAGAAAAGGAUUACAUCAAAAAAGUGACCGCCGAAUUCUGUAUUGGGUCCACUCUUCAUCAUCCCAAUGUGAUCCAAACAUUGGAUAUCAUCCAAGAGAACGAUUCCACCUUUUAUGAAAUCAUGGAGUUUUGCCCCAAUGAUUUGUUCAAUGUUGUCAUGAGCGGCAUGAUGUCUCGUGAAGAAAUCGCAUGCUGCUGGCGCCAGCUUUUGAAUGGCGUCGACUACUUACAUGGCAUGGGUAUUGCUCAUCGUGAUCUCAAGCUUGACAACCUUGUUUUGGAUCAUCGUGGCAUUGUCAAGAUCAUCGACUUUGGCUGCUCUUGUGUUUUCAAGUAUCCAUUUGAGAAGAACAUUGUCAUGAGCAAAGGCAUCUAUGGAUCUGAACCUUACAUUGCUCCAGAACAAUACACACAACCUACCUAUUCACCUGCUGCAGGAGAUGUAUGGUCAUGCGCCAUCAUUUUCAUUUGCAUGACAAUUCGCUGCUUCCCGUGGCGAGUGCCAAGGCUUUCCGACCGUGCAUUCCGUGCCUUUGCCACCAACUCCUCACAUCAACAAUACCGCAUCCUCAAGCAUUUGCCUCGUGAAUCACGUCCCAUCAUGGCUAGCAUGCUAGAUCUCGACCCCAAUCGCCGGCCAACGUUAUCAUCUAUUUUGGCCGAUCCAUGGGUAGCCAACAUUGAUGUUUGUACUCAUGAGACUCCUGGCAAUCAUCAUGUUCAUCAUGUCCAAGAAACCACCGCUGAAGCUGUACAAGAACGCAGUAACAUCGUCGUCAUUACAUCUGAACCACCAGGUGUUGUUGCUGAAAAGGAACGUCGUCGACAUCAGCAACAUCAAAAUGUGGCAGCUGCAGUCGCUGCAAAACGUCAUCAAUAA